GCUUUUCUAUCAUCAUGUGGAAUCUCAUCCCAUCUACGUGAUUGUUAAUUUAUCUCACCUCACACACAAAGAUGGCGAGUGAACUUAAAAAAUGACACCCUCUGAGACACACAAGAUGAUUUCUUCAUUGUCUUUACCUUCAGUAUAUUCAAUUUCCCGAAAUCACUUGACAAUAGUACCAUGUUAACUUCCACGACAUUCCCCGCAUUCUCGGUAACAUAUGCAACGAUUGGCUGUGAUGUAAGUCCUUGUCCACCAUCUUUAUGUCUGAACGGUCUCAGGCCUCACAAUAUCUGCAGAGAAGAGCAUAUGAUCAGCUAAAUUGUCUUUACGUGACGAAUUCGAGAUCCAACAUACAUUUAUAUCUUUUUAAUUUUCUUUCGUGCAUCACAAAGCCUUGUCAGAUCUCUCGUUUUCCAUUCUGAAUCUCGGUAGCAGGGGUAUUAGUGUGCUCACCUUCCUCCAGGAUGGAUACCAAAAAAGGAUUGAUCUCGUGUAUUCUUUUCAAAGCCUCCUCGCCGAAGCACUUCAGCGUUAAACUGCUGUGGAUUAUGACAUUACCUUUCAUCGGGCUAAUGUUCAUGCAGUGAUUCAGAAGAUUUCCGCGACAUGCAUAUAAACAUCGAAUCCUUCACAAGAAAGAUUGCUCUCUUCCGUCCAGUCCUAGAUUUCAUUCCUAACUAAGCAAAAAAACUGUUUGCAAAGUUGGAAAAUGUUUAAUACUUUAACAUUCCUGGCGCUUGCUGCUUGCUCAUUUGCAGCUCCAACACCGACACCAUCAAUCAACACAACUGUUGAUCUGGGAUAUUCAAAAUAUUUGGGAACUAAUAAUGGUAAUGGCAUCACUCAGUGGCUUGGGCUUCGAUAUGCUGCUGCUCCCUUGGGAGAUUUGCGUUUUCGGGCCCCUCAAAAUCCCGCUGUAAAUGAUACUUUACAAAUAGCAAACAAGCAUGGUGGAGUCUGUCACUCCUCACCUUCGACCUCACUUUCAUCUAAAACAACCGAGGAUUGUCUUUUUGUAGACGUCUAUGCGCCUACCGAUGCAAGCAAACUCCAUCCUGUCUUUGUGUACUUUCAAGGUGGUGGCUUCAAUACCCUUGCUAGCCCAAACUUGAACGCGACUAGCUUAAUUGCAGCUGGUGACCACGAUAUCGUAGUAGUCACGUUCAAUUACCGUGUUGGUCCUUGGGGUUUCUUGACCAGUCAGGAAGUUGUGGCGAAUGGUGAUACAAAUGUUGGGCUUAAAGAUCAACGAUUCCUACUUGAAUGGGUUCAGAGGAACAUUAAACAAUUUGGAGGCGAUAAAUCACACGUAACGAUUGGAGGAGCGAGUGCAGGCGCGGCUUCUGUAGAUCUUCAGCUUUCUGCAUAUGGAGGUCGCGAUGAUGGACUUUUCCAUGCUAGUGCGGCCGAAAGUCAGUCUUUCGGUGCUCAACUCACUAUAGCCGAGUCACAAUACCAGUACGAUGGUUUAGUUCAACGAACUGGUUGUGCUGGGCAAAGUGACACACUAGCUUGUUUGAGGGGAUUGGAUAUUAGCAUUCUUGCCCAAAACAACAUUGAUGUCCCAACACCAGGCGGUGCAGGAGAUAAUCCGGCGUUUAUGUGGUCUAAUGUUAUUGACGGUGAUUUCACUCCUGAUUAUACCUACAAGUUGUUUGCCACAGGGCAAUAUCUUCAACUUCCUGCGAUAUUUGGUGACGACACAAACGAAGGCACAAACUUUACUCCUCAAUCCAUCAAUUCCAGCGUCGAAAUGUCCAACUUUUUGAAAGAUAAUUUCGUCAAACUUACUGAUGAUCAACUAAGUAACAUCCAUAACUACUACCCUCAGGGACCUCAAUAUCCAAACGCUGGUACAUACUGGAGCGCAGCAGCUCUUGCUUAUGGCGAGAUGCGCUACAAUUGUCCCGGAAUCUACAUAUCCGGAUCUCAUGACUUCUUCGCCCCAUCAAUUGGAAACUGGAAUUACCACUGGGACGUUCUAUCGCCUAAAAAUGCUGCCAGUGGGUAUGGUGUUACGCAUACUGCCGAAUCUGGUUCUAUCUGGGGUAGCAGUGGACCUCCAGAUUCUGCUCUCAUACCGUCCAUCCAAGCAUACUGGACCAGCUUCAUUAGGAGCAAAGACCCUAAUACAUAUAAGCUCAAAAGUGCACCUAGAUGGGGACAAUUAAAGACUAGUAAUUAUCAGAGGAUACUUUUCCAAGCCGAGAACGUUACAGGGACAGCCACCCCAAAUGUUACAAUGGAAACUAUACCAGAUGUACAGAUGGCAAGGUGUCAGUACCUGUCUAGUAUUGGUGUGAGCAUCGCACAAUGAACUUAUCAUUGGAAUUACUUGAUUGAAUCAACAUUUGUUGAGUUGCUCCCACUUAUUUCCAUUACAUACUUUUACGGCAAUAGGUAUUGGGAAGUUAGGUGUUAGGGGGAUACUAUUUACAUGGUUUUUUUUGCAUACAAUGGCGUUUCUGAAAUUAUGGAUAUUUGGGAUUUUCUCUGUUGGUACCAAGACAUAGCUUGUUAGCUUUCUGAAUGAUAUUUAUUGAUAUCAUACACUGCUGCCUAUCAUUGAUUAUAAGGCUAUGAUCAAGUAAUUAUUUGCCACGCCAAGUCUAAAUCGAACAAAGAAUCAUAGGAUAUUUCAAGAAUAAGUUCAAUCCAGAUCUCGCAAAUCAUGCCUUUGUCUACCUUCAUUCCAAGAAUCUAUUUCCGCGCAUCAUUAUUGUCGAUAGUCUCUUUGUUAUAAAUAGCCAGAUACCAGUAACCGUUACCAUUGAAUGUUCCAUCCAUUCCGGUAAUUGAGGCGAGAAGCCUGCCUUAAAAAUUACA
This is a messenger RNA of Botrytis cinerea B05.10, 2829 nucleotides long. RefSeq lists its product as hypothetical. The coding region runs from base 713 to 2320 and encodes 535 amino acids. Lineage: Eukaryota; Fungi; Ascomycota; Leotiomycetes; Helotiales; Sclerotiniaceae. The record is from RefSeq and is a predicted model, not a curated record. The transcript has 4 exons.